Molecule: messenger RNA, 1989 nt
Organism: Glarea lozoyensis ATCC 20868
Lineage: Eukaryota; Fungi; Ascomycota; Leotiomycetes; Helotiales; Helotiaceae
Exons: 3
Coding region: 1-1989 (662 amino acids)
Source: RefSeq, a predicted model, not a curated record
AUGGAGGCUGUUGCUGGAGUUGCGUCAAUCGUUGGCAUCGUUGGCUUCACAGGACAAGCCAUACUGGGGCUGUUGAAGCUGAAAACACUCAUUAGCGAUGCUGCUACUGCCAAAGACACCAUCAACAAUGUUCUUGAGGGCUACAAAACCCCUACGGUUCUCGAACUUGGCGCCCUCAAAUACCAGAUUGUUUCAUGUACUAUAGACGUCGAUAAAUGGGUCAUGGCUGCUCAGAAAAUUGAUCCGAAAUCUCGAAAAGGAUUCAAGGCAUUUCUGCGCAAAAUUAAGGUCGCCACAGGCAAAGAGGAUUUCCAAUCACUGGCUCAGUCAAUCUCUAACCACCAACAACGCAUUGGCAUCGCUGUCUCUAUUCUUGGUCGUACGCUAGAUAUCCUCGGCAUUCAUUCCUUAAACAGUGUCAGCAAAGGCUUGGGCGGUUUAACAGAAGCACAUCUGAAACUGAGCAAUAUGAUUAACUUAGGUCUCAAUGCAAACUCGAAUUCUCAUCCAACCGAAGAGAGCAUCGUCGGGCGGCUCCUUUCCCAGCUUAAAUCUGACACGGAAGCUUCUAGCGAAGCCUCCCGUGCAAGCCUGCAGAGCAUACAGGACAGUAUCUCAAGCAUCGCUUCGGAUGUGGCGAAUCUUGUCUCUAACUCGCCUACGGAUGAGAAGGGGCUUUUCGGUACUGGGACAGGAGCAUCCGAUAUAUCUGGCAGUGCUCUUCUUUGGAGUUGUGACUCGGUUUCUGGCAUUGAGGACGCAUUCGUGCAUCAUGUAUGCAUCUACUGCUCGUCGUCUUUCCAACAUAUUUUGAGCUGGAAGGAUCGAGGUAGACAUCUUGUGCAGUUUCAUGGAUUCGGCUGUUGUAAUCUGGCUAUACAGUUCUCGACUUGGGCCGAGAUGGAAGCGCAUAUAACAGGAUUCCACGACGGUAAUAUCAUCGGGGACCCGGUGGUUAGGUCAAAGUUUUUAUGUCCACGAAGGACCGCGCCUCGCUUCCAGAGAACCAUUGAGGACACUACAGAGUUUGUAAGAACGCUCGAAGAGCGUUCCACAGCCCCCUUGCUUCUGUCAGCACACUUCACCACUGGCAUGGCUGAUCUCGAAAUCUUGGACAAAGUGUUGCAUAUGUUAGAUACAUGUCACUCAAAUGGCCACCAAGAUUACCCAAUUCUGUUAGUGGAACUCAAAGACUUGUUACUUCAGGGAAAGUUCGAUUCUUUUGUCGCUCCUCUGUGGCAUAUCCGGUAUCAAAUGGCUCCUCUAGUUGAGGAUAUGAUCAUCCAAGAAAUUGGAAUGAUUCGCUACCAUGCGCUUGCUUCACUACCUUCGCGAGUACGGAGCAGGGUAGGAGAUAUUCUACCUGUUCUGCUUAAGGCCAUCGAACAGUCGGAAUUCGAAAAUCAUCUGCUCCCCUUUUUCGUUUCCGUCGAGUGGAAGACAAGCGUAAGCGAGAGAUUUGACAAUAACAAUCGGGUUAACAAUUGGCUCCUGGAUGUUCUGAAAUAUUCCAGUAACACAAGAACUUUUGUUGCAAAUCAUCUAGGAUUGAAUAUUGCGAAUAUCUCGGAAAUGCUAACAUGGCUAUCCUCAGUUGUACACUCAUGGUUGGAUGAUGAUAUCGGUAUUGAAGAUUGCGAACCCCAUAAACUGUCCGACGAAGCUCUAGACAGUCGAGACAGUAUCCUGAACCCUUCAUUGGAUCGCAAUACGAAACCGACCAAAGGAUAUCUUGAGACGUUCGAUUUUCAACGUGGAACUAGGCCAAGUCGAGAUGAUAGUAUCACCUCGAGUUUAAGCGGCUGCUCUCUGAAAAGCGAAAUAGCGGCGAAAAGAAAUCCAGGAGGCAGGCGGCAAGAAUCUAUUUACGGCGGAUCAUCUAUGGGCAGUAUCGACUCCAUAGUUGCCGAGCAUAGACCGUGCAAGAGGGCUAGAACUGAGGAAUAUACUCCGGGGUCCAUCUAUGAACAGUACUACUCACUCGAGUGA